This is a messenger RNA of Fulvia fulva, 621 nucleotides long. RefSeq lists its product as uncharacterized. The transcript is spliced from 2 exons. The record is from RefSeq and is a predicted model, not a curated record. NCBI's taxonomy places the organism in Eukaryota, Fungi, Ascomycota, Dothideomycetes, Mycosphaerellales, Mycosphaerellaceae. Bases 1 to 621 code for a protein of 206 amino acids.
AUGGCUCAUACUACUAAGGAUCUACCUCGCGCACCCCAUCGUCGCACAAUAUGGCCCAAGCUAAGAAGCACUUCUCGCGCAUGGCACCCUCAAACCCAGUCCCGCCUCGUCCAACUCCCCGGCGAGCUACGCAACAUGAUAUACAACCUCGUCCUCUUCUCAGAGCCCCUCGACAGAAACCCUGUGCUCCGAGCACACAACCGAUCCAGCAAGGCUAUCGAAAUUCGAACAAUGACAAGGCCACCACUCGCAGCCACCUGCCUUCAACUCCAACAUGAGUGCCUCUCCUCCUUCUUCCACCACGGGAUCUUCACCUACACCAUCGACCUAGACUUCGGCUACAGCUUCCACCACAGCAUCAGCCGCGAGACCACAUCCUCCGGCGCAGCUGACCUCACGCUGCGCGACGUUGUUGUGCGGCACUAUGCUCUUGAUUUUAGGAAGUACCCCGAUGGGAUUAUGCUCUUCACGGGCACGCACUUGUUAGGUGCGCAUGUCACGGCCAUACCACCUCGAGACGGGGACGAAGAUGAAGACAUGAUUUCUCUGUCCUGGAUUCACAGGCUCCAUGAUGCACUACUUAUUUGGAGGGUCGCGAGGCAAGCGAGAAAGGGGUGGUGA